ACUCAGAGACUCAGAUGCUGAACACAAGCUGCAGGACGAACUCUCCGUAGGUUUGAUUUGAGAUCCACCAGGGAAUCUUGAGAAUAAGGAUGAAUUCUGAAGAUUGUUCCAUAACAGAGAAGAGCUCUCUGAAUCUGGAGAAAGGACAAAAAAGAAAUGCCACCAGCCCCCAUUAUGAAACACAUCAUGAAGGGUCUCUUCAAAUUCCUAUUCCAUGUGCUGUAAUGAACGUGGUCUUCAUCACCAUUUUAAUCAUAGCUCUUGUCGCUUUAUCAGUGGGCCAGUAUAAUUGUCCAGAGCAAUAUAAGUUACCAGGGCCUUCAGACAGCCAUGGUUCUUCAUGCUCAGAAGAGUGGGUUAUGUACCGGAAGAAAUGCUACUUUAUUUCUACCACAACAAAGAGCUGGACUUUGGCAAAAAACUCUUGUUCCAAAGAUGGUGCUACUCUUGCUGUCAUUGAAUCUGAAAAGGACAUGAACUUCCUAAAACGAUAUGUGGGAGGAGCUGAACACUGGAUUGGGCUGAACAAUGAAGCUGGUCAGACAUGGAAAUGGUCAGAUGGCAAAGAGAGCAACUGGUUCAACCUGACAGGGUCUGAGAAGUGUGCAUUUCUGAACAGCACAGAUAUCAGCAGUGCAGAAUGUGAAAGGAACUUACCCUGGAUCUGCAGCAAACCCUCCAGAUAAGAGCAAGUGUAUUUACCCAAACCAGUGUCCCUGGAACUAAAGGAAAGCUUUGUCAAAGGAUGCUACUUUGUGUCAGAAAUUUCUAUAAAGACACGAUGAACAAAAUAUUCCAAACAUGUCUGUGGAACAAAAGGGAGAGAAAUUCCAGGAAAAUCUGCACUGUGGACUCAUUCUUCUGUGAGCUGAAAAUAUUGCAGGUUGAUUGCUAGUUCUGUCCCAUGAAUAAGGAGAAUGACUAUUAAACCUUUCAGAUGCACUUUAUGUAUUGAAGCCCAGAAGUAAUAAAAUAGCUAGGUUAGAAGUUAUUAUUUAUUGUUGAAUGACUACCAACAAUUUGUGUCCUUUGUGCAUUUGCACUUCUUGAAGGAGCCAAAUGGUGGUAGCAAAAGGUGAAUGUAAACAAAGGGAAUUUUGACUAGUGAUGGAUAUUCAGUAUAAAUGAAUUUCUUAAAGUUAUCAUUUAUAAGUGAACACAUGUUUAUGAAACUAAGCUGUAUAAUAUUUCUAUUUGGAGACCUUUGACAAGUUAUUUUGUCAUAUUUAUCCCCAAAAGAAUAGCAUUUGUCUUUCGUUUCUUUUUAACUUCCUCAAUUCUAGACAGGUGUUUUUCAAUGGUACACAUUUCUUUACCUUUAAAAUCUUCCAUGCAGUGUUUUUUGAAGAGGAGACAAAAGCAAAGACUAUGAAGAAUAUUUGUAAAACUGAUAAAAAUAUUUGAAAAUGUGCAAUAUAUGAUGCGGCAAAUCUCUAUCAGGAAAUACUCUGUAUUGUUCAAACUUGGAAUAAUACUAGUCUCUUCUGAUAAUAAGGUUGUGCCUUUCCUAAGCAGCUUUGUCACAUGCACUACUUCAUGUGAAGCAUUUUCUGUGCAAUAAAGUAUGUUUGUCUGUUUGUAUUUUGUGUACAGCACAAUUUUAAGUUCCUUUUUUGUAUGUGAAAAUAAAAGUAGAAUCAACACAGUGGUUUCCAAGGAGUGUUCAAACUAUAUUAAACAUUAUGUGAUAUAUUAGAAAUCAGAAAACAGAAUAUUAUGGUUUUUCAAAAAUCCUGUCUAUAGUGAAGCCAUUGUAUAACAUGGUCAAUACAUUUAAAAAAAUUGUUUUUCAUACCAAUGUUUUCUAAAGGGCUAUAUCCAUUUUUCUUCAUGUAGCAGAUGCUCAGUAAUAUUUGGUCCACAUAAACAAUGGCUUAAAAGUAUCUUAUUCAAUUCUGAGGUGCUAUAUACAUUAAUUAUUUACUAAAUAAACAGAAAUGGGACACUGCAUGAUCUUCAUGGGUUAUUUCAAUCAGGAAAAACUUGGAUUACUUUCUUAAUUGUUUUACAAGUAUGUUUCAGUAUUCUUUUUUGUGAACAUUGUACAUGUAUGAUAUGUAUGAUCUCUUUAACCUGUUGUCACCAUCAAUGGCAAAUAGAAAAGAAAAAUGGGUUUAAAAUGCUUCUUGGUAAAAAAAUAAGUUAAAUUUCUUAACCUCUUAGCUCCUCAGUUCCCAUAGUUGUAAAAUGAAAUGCUUCCCUAAUGCUAAUAUUCUAUCAUUAAUGACAGCUUUCUACUCCUGAGUCAUGUGAGAACCUAAUGUCUUAUAAGAUUUUUGUGUUAUGGAAUGUGCAA
Sciurus carolinensis (gray squirrel) is the source of this 2296-nucleotide messenger RNA. RefSeq names its product CD69 molecule (gene Cd69). The coding region runs from base 90 to 686 and encodes 198 amino acids. The transcript has 5 exons. Gene Ontology annotation, cellular component: external side of plasma membrane. Lineage: Eukaryota; Metazoa; Chordata; Mammalia; Rodentia; Sciuridae. The record is from RefSeq and is a predicted model, not a curated record.